Messenger RNA from Baudoinia panamericana UAMH 10762, 1766 nucleotides. RefSeq lists its product as uncharacterized. Gene Ontology annotation, cellular component: Golgi apparatus; membrane. Gene Ontology annotation, molecular function: zinc ion transmembrane transporter activity. The coding region runs from base 238 to 1542 and encodes 434 amino acids. The transcript has 3 exons. Gene Ontology annotation, biological process: intracellular zinc ion homeostasis; transmembrane transport; zinc ion transport. The record is from RefSeq and is a predicted model, not a curated record. Lineage: Eukaryota; Fungi; Ascomycota; Dothideomycetes; Mycosphaerellales; Teratosphaeriaceae.
GUAACCUCGACGUGGUGACAUUGACCUAUAAUAUGAAACCCUAACCCUUCAUGCCUCGCUCGUCUAAACCUUCGUAGCACCCCUUCACGCUGCGUCGAGUACAUACCCAUCCGUCUUCCGGGCCUGGAGAUGGCUAGGGUUUGACUGCUGGUCUGCUGGCAUGGCUUCGCCGUCACAGGUGCCUCGUGCACCGCAAACACCACCUCAUGACGAAGUAGUACGAGGGAGGCAACAGCUAUGCUCUCACCCACCAGCGCUACCUUUUCUGCGAACAGUCUGAGUCCGCAACGUGGCUUCCAUAGCCCAUUCACGCCUCAAACAGGAAGCACAGAUGGCAGCUUUCUACCUGCCGAGCCCGAUGGCGAAGAUGCCAAGAACCCCUUCAGCUUCCAGACCGUACCGUACGUCGCCGGCACAGGGAACGCCAAAAACGAAGCACUUGGUCGUCGCAAAGGCCACAAGUACCGCCACUCGUCGAUCCAUGCCUCGCACAUGGACACCAUCUUCCAGCCUCCCCCAGCGAGAAGGACGCCAUUGAGCGUACCAUCUUCCCUUCCAAUGCCUACGCGAAAGGAGAUGUGGGCGAGCAUGACGUCUAACCAGACUGCCCGACUUUUCUGGUGUGUCUGCCACUUCAUCAUUGCUGGCUUCGUGCAGUUCUCCGGCGCUGGCUCGUUAGCAAUGACAGCGCUCUCUCGUCUCUUGCUGUUCGAUGCAGCUGGGGCCACGGUGUGUGUGUUAGUGGAUGUUAUGAGCAACUUCGAAGUCUGGGAGCGGAGCUCGAUCAAGCACCCUUUUGGCCUUGAGCGCGUUGACGUGCUGGCUGGUUUCGGGUUGGCUGUGUUCAUCGCCUUCAUGGGCUUGGAUAUCGUCUCACAUGGAAUACAACAUAGCCUGGAGAACAUUGGCCACCAUGAGUCACAUUCGCCGCAUUCCCACGAGCGUGCUUCUACUGCAUCCGUGAAUGUCAGUUCGUUGCUGUCUAUUACAAGCACCUUGGCCUCCGCGGUCUUGCUGAAGAAUCAUGUCCGCAUAGGACGAGCAAUGCGCGUGGAGCUCAUCGCAGGUUGGGGCAGGAUAUUCGGCAAUCCCUCUCACUUCCUCACGCUCUCAACGUCCGUCAUGCUUCUUACACUACCUUUCCUUAGCGAGAACGCCUUCACUGCUUGCGACCUCGUCUUCGCAUUUUCCGUCGCUUCACUCAUGAUAGCACUAGGCGUGAGGCUCGGCACCGCGCUGGCUUCCAUGCUGUUGAUGUCUUACAAGCCGGCCUCGCAGGACAAGCGCGCAGUCAGAGAAGUAAUCAGCGAGAUCGAGACUGAUCCGGGUAUUAGCGCCGUGGAGGAGGCGCGCUUCUGGCAGGUACACUACGGGUGCUGCAUGGCGAACUUAAAGCUGCGCUAUCGUAAUGCUGCGAGCGGCUAUGGAGACGAAAUGACGAGGAUAAGACAACGCAUUAUGAGCCUCAUCCGGCAGCGCUUGGGGGAGCCCAGAGGCUUGCGAUGGGAAAUCAGCGUGCAGAUGGCCGCUGAGAAGGACUAGCUUCCAUAGGGUCAACUUGACAUUUGCAUCCUCUCCAUUCACCUCAAUGUAUGAUCUUUCCCGUGUCGCCUGUGUCUUCCACCGGGAUACUCCGAGGCAACGAUAGAAGCGUGCUAUUGUGGACUUGCGCGAUGGAAAAGCGCGUCGACCUCGGUUGCAGCAUAUUUGGUGGCACGAUCAACACAAGGAAGCCGACGGCAACACAAGGCAGGUGAAUGAUGCGA